Lepus europaeus (European hare) is the source of this 1276-nucleotide messenger RNA. It is a transcript of the gene PTAFR, whose product is annotated as platelet activating factor receptor. Gene Ontology annotation, cellular component: membrane. Lineage: Eukaryota; Metazoa; Chordata; Mammalia; Lagomorpha; Leporidae. The coding region runs from base 125 to 1153 and encodes 342 amino acids. Gene Ontology annotation, biological process: transmembrane transport; chemotaxis; G protein-coupled receptor signaling pathway. The record is from RefSeq and is a predicted model, not a curated record. Gene Ontology annotation, molecular function: platelet activating factor receptor activity; G protein-coupled purinergic nucleotide receptor activity. The transcript has 2 exons.
UGGGAGGCCGUCCAUGCUCCCAGCGGCCCCUGCCACUCAGCCUCCAUCACCUCCUGCGCCAGUCCCUGCUGUGUCUCAGGCACAGCCAGGACCCGAUGACCAGUGACCCUUCCAGUCCUGAGAGAUGGAGCCACACAAUUCCUCCCGGGUAGAUUCUGAGUUCCGAUACACCCUCUUCCCGAUUGUUUACAGCAUCAUCUUUGUGCUGGGGGUUGUUGCCAAUGGCUACGUGCUAUGGGUCUUUGCCCACCUGUACCCUUCCAAGAAACUCAACGAGAUCAAGAUCUUCAUGGUGAACCUCACCGUGGCGGACCUGCUCUUCCUGAUCACCCUGCCGCUGUGGAUCAUCUACUACCACAACCAGGGCAACUGGAUCCUGCCCAAAUUCCUGUGUAAUCUGGCUGGCUGUCUCUUCUUCAUCAACACCUACUGCUCUGUGGCUUUCCUGGGCGUCAUCACAUACAACCGCUUCCAGGCGGUGACCCAGCCCAUCCAGACUGCUCAGGCCACCACCCGCAAGCGUGGCAUCUCUUUGUCUCUGGUCAUCUGGGUGUCCAUCUCGGCCGCGGCGUCCUACUUCCUCAUCCUGGACUCCACCAACGUCGUGGCCGGCCAGGCGGGCUCGGGCAACGUCACCCGCUGCUUUGAGCACUAUGAGAAGGGCAGCGUGCCAGUGCUCCUCAUCCACAUCUUCAUCGUGGCCAGCUUCUUCAUCGUCUUCCUCAUCAUCCUCACCUGCAACCUGGUCAUCAUCCGCACACUGCUGACGCAGCCGGUGCAGCAGCCCCGCAAUGCGGAGGUCAAGCGCCGGGCGCUGUGGAUGGUCUGCACGGUCCUGGCCGUGUUCAUCAUCUGCUUUGUGCCCCACCACGUGGUGCAGCUGCCCUGGACCCUGGCCGAGCUGGGUUUCCGGAACACUGACUUCCACCAGGCUAUUAACGACGCACACCAAGUCACCCUCUGCCUCCUUAGCACCAACUGUGUCCUCGACCCUGUCAUCUACUGCUUCCUCACCAAGAAGUUCCGCAAGCACCUCACCGAGCAGCUCUACAGCAUGCGCAACAGCCGACAGUGCUCCCGUACCACCAUGGAGACCGGCACUGAAGUGAUCGUGCCGCUCAGCCAGGUCCCUGCCAAGGCCCUCAAAAACUGACUCCUGCUGGUUUCUCCUCCACGGACAUCACAGAUGGGACGGGCUGAGCUGGGAGAGAAGGGACAUCUGGGCACCUCCUCCCCGGGCACCCGUGGCCCAUUAGGUGCAGAGGCUGCAUCACCC